CAAACAUAGGCCCCUCGUUAAACCCAUGAUGGUUGUAACUACUACGGGUUACAUAAUUUCCGUUCUUGGACCCUAUCUAGCGGAUUCAAAAAAUAACGAUGCUAGCAUUCUAAAACACAUGAUUCUACACAACACUGAAGAAAUGAAAUCCUGGUUAAAAGAGGAUGACGUGUUUGUUGUGGAUAGGGGAUUCAGGGACACUGGAGAUGUGUUGGAAGAUCUUGGUAUCCAAAUGGAAAUGCCGUCAUUCAUACAGAGGGGAGAUAAACAACUGACAACCCAUGAUUCAAAUAUUUCUAGAGUGGUUACAAAGGUAAGAUGGGUUGUGGAAGCUGCUAAUGCUCGACUGAAACAAUGGAAAUACCUGGAGAAGACCCUACCUAACACCCAGAUACCAUUCAUCGGGGAUUAUAUCAGAAUUGUAUCAGCCAUUUGUAAUAGGUAUCGGCCACCACUGUGCACUACCACAUCCGAUGAUCAGUCAAUUGCUGCAAAAAUGCUUCAUCUCUCCCGAAAAGAAAAUGCACUACAGAAACGUGUGGAGGAAGAGGGUUUGGACAAGAGGCCAGUUCGUUGGGUAAAGGUUGACGCCGAACAGUGUGCGCCAGAUUUCCCAAAAUAUGACGAAAAUGGUAUAAGAGAGCUAACUUUGGGGGUAUACCAACUUCGUAUGGCUCGAUCAUAUACACACGAACACACGGACAUCGAAGGUAAAUACGAGAUUUUAGUAAGCGAUGAUAUACAGGGAAUACUAUCCGCUAAAAUCCAGAGUAGACAUAUAUCGGCUAGAAAUUAUCAGUGCUGGAUAAGUUAUAAUGAUGGUGUGAUUGAUGGUUGGUUUUGUAAGUGUAAGGCGGGGAGCAGAGUAGUCGGAAUGUGUGGCCACAUCACCAGUGUCGUGUGGUUUCUUGCGCACGCGAGACAUGAAGUCGAUUCUGUGAAAGGUGUCAGGAAUUGGAGCACCUCUGUUAAUGAUGCAUCAGAUCUACCCGAAAUUAUCGAUGAAUCAGACAGUGAUGAGGACAGUGAUGUUGAAGAGUGA
Messenger RNA from Saccostrea echinata, 1042 nucleotides. RefSeq lists its product as uncharacterized. The record is from RefSeq and is a predicted model, not a curated record. Bases 26 to 1042 code for a protein of 338 amino acids. NCBI's taxonomy places the organism in Eukaryota, Metazoa, Mollusca, Bivalvia, Ostreida, Ostreidae. The transcript has 2 exons.